Biomphalaria glabrata is the source of this 2728-nucleotide messenger RNA. RefSeq names its product salicylyl-CoA synthase / salicylate adenylyltransferase-like. Gene Ontology annotation, biological process: fatty acid metabolic process. Gene Ontology annotation, molecular function: medium-chain fatty acid-CoA ligase activity. Lineage: Eukaryota; Metazoa; Mollusca; Gastropoda; Planorbidae. The transcript is spliced from 7 exons. The coding region runs from base 717 to 2336 and encodes 539 amino acids. The record is from RefSeq and is a predicted model, not a curated record.
UAGAAAGGUAAAGGAGCGGAUGGGGAGGUGUUGAAGUUUAAUCAAACCAAGAAGAUCUAUCUCGACCCUUCUAACAAUGCACCAAGCUCCCUACCGGGUCUCAUAUAGCUACACAUUAGUGGUUUAGUUGGACUCUGUCGGAAGAGAUAGCAGUGCUUUCUUCCUCUAUAAGACAGCUCAUAACAACAAAUAAACAAAAAAAGGUUUAUAGAUCUUAGAAAUAUAAGCCGCCCACAUAACAUCACACACAUACGUCAGCACAUGAAGGCUGAGUUAAUGUACCAUUUCUUGGACUAAGUAAACACUGCACAAUUAGUGAGAAUCACUUGUUCCAAAACCUGAAUGUGUAAAGUUGAUUGUUUUCUAUUAACUCGGAUUUCACUAUUUUCACAAACAAAGGGAGUUCUCAUUGUUUCUUCCUUUCUGUCAUCUUCGACGUCUUGUAUAUAGUUGGUAAGAGCGGUAAAGAGGCUGUCGACGAAGGGGUCCAAAACAAACUCAAAGGUCAUAAUUUCCAAUCUGAAGUGUCUGUAAGAUGUCCAUGGAUUGAUAACAGAUUCUAUAACAGUGAAAUAAUGAGCUUACUACGCUUUGUUUCAUGAUUAGCACUGUAUGCAGAAAAACAAUGGAUACAUUGAUAACAUGGAUAAUAAUAUAUCACCACGUAUGACUGAUAGGCUCGGGUUCAAGUCCCCAGGCUGAGACAGCAUCUCGAAAUGGAUACCGUAGUGGCGUCCAUGCGGCAAUGGGCAGACACGAAACCGGAAGUGGUGGUCUUUACUUUCGUCAACAAGCAUGGCGUCACUAGCGAGUACACUCCACGUGCUGUGUAUGAGCAGGCCGGCAGGUUUGCAUGCCGCUUACGACGGUACGGCUUUACAAAAGGGGACGUUAUAGCCAACGGGCUCCCGAACUCACCAGAAAGACUUGUGACAGACAUGGGGAUUAUCAUGGCAGGGUGUGUCAUGGUCAACGCUCAGGUUUUUGAAGUUGACGGCUCUGAUUUCUUCCUGACCGCCAACUACUCUAACUGUAAAGGAGUUAUUCUCUACAAUAAAAACAAUAAUGCGAUGUUCAAGUUGUUUGAGCCUCUCAUUGGUCAGAACUGUGCAGAGUACACUGAGGUCUUCGUGCAACAGGCACCCUCUCUGACGAAACUGCUGCUCUGUUCCCGUGUGGAGGGAGAUCUGACUCCACUGCUUCAAGGUCUGGGACAGGAGGAGAUCUUUUCUGGCGCAGAGACGUCGCCAAGUGACUUGGCUGUUUUGUUCACCACUUCAGGAACGUCCGGGUUCUCCAAGCUGGUGCCCAGGACGCACGAGCAGAUACUGCAAGCUGGCAGGUCAUUCCAAGGAGGCAACGUAAAAUAUUUCUCUGACCGACCGUUUGGCUGGAUGGGAGGAUUCCCGUUCGACUAUAUAGUUUUUUGUUCUCAUAGAGUUCUUCAGGACAAAUUAACGGACGACUUUGCAGAGACCAGUACAGACAUAUGGGACGUGAUCAGCAGAGAGCAGUGUACCGGCGCCGCCAUGCUACCCAUUGCUAUACUGGACCUUAUCCACACCUACACAACAUCAAAGCCCUCCUACAAGAUUCCUUUCAUAGUGACCGGUGGUCAGCCGAUUACAAGGAAUCUCUCACCUGCAGUAGGAUUACUUACAGAUGCCUUGGUGGUAACAUACUCAUCAACGGAGUGUGCUAUGGUCAGCGUCGGAGUUGUCACCUCCGCUGACCAAAUGAAAGACAACUUUGUUGGUAAACCUGGUAAAGACAUCUCGUUGACCAUAGUGGACGACAGCAAUAACCCGGUAGCCGCCAACGAGCAAGGGCUUAUUUUACUUAAGUCACCGUUCAUCCUGACCAACUACCUCCCAGCAGUUGCAAGCAGCUCUAUCUUCACCCCUGACGGGUACUUCAUUACAGGCGACCGUGGCAUGCUAGACGAGUCUGGAAACCUGUUCUGUUUCGGCCGCGCUGGCGACCUCAUAUCUCAGGGACCUCUCCUUGUAUACACGAGUUGGCCUGAGAAGGUUUUAUCAAAGUGUCCCGACGUGGCAGACGUCGUGGUUCUGGUCAUGUCGGUCAAGGGCAAGGACGACGGUUUUUACGCGUGCGUGGUGCCCAAACCAGGUUCUGCUGUCACCAAAGAAUCUCUGAUGGACUUUUACACAUCUUCUUUCAUGACCUCAACCACGUCGGAGAAAUUUAAACCGGAGCUGGCAGACAUUUUUCUUUUUGAGCGAUUUCCCCAGACAUUUACAGGGAAGGUUAACAAACCUCGACUGAAGGACCUUGUUCUACAACAGCUAUGUGUUAACAGCACAGCCGUUGUAUAAAUUUUUAAAGAAUUUUUUUAUUCAGUAGAAGCUCGACAGAGAGAGGAGAGAGUGAGAAAUAGAGAGAGAAAGAGAGAGAGAGAGAGAGAAAGAGGGAGAGAAAUAGAGAGAUAGACAGAAAGAGAGAGAGAGAUAUGUGUCUAUUAUACAUACCUUCUUUUAGUUUAGGGUUGAAAUUAAAUAGUUAAGCCUUUUCUGUUUCUGGGCAAGUUCAUGGUCAAAGAGUCAUUUGUUUAUAUUUGUAUUUUCUUCAUUGAAUGACUAACGAUUUUCAGACGACAAUUUGUAGUGUUUAUUAUUGAUUUUACCAUUCAAUUCAAAAUGAAUCGUUUCCUUUUUUAAAAACAAUAAAAUACACAUUUUUUAAAAUAAAUAAUUCUAGGUUUUAAAAA